Messenger RNA from Necator americanus (New World hookworm), 1230 nucleotides. RefSeq lists its product as uncharacterized. The record is from RefSeq and is a predicted model, not a curated record. Gene Ontology annotation, cellular component: plasma membrane. Lineage: Eukaryota; Metazoa; Nematoda; Chromadorea; Rhabditida; Ancylostomatidae. The coding region runs from base 1 to 1230 and encodes 409 amino acids. Gene Ontology annotation, molecular function: G protein-coupled peptide receptor activity. Gene Ontology annotation, biological process: G protein-coupled receptor signaling pathway. The transcript is spliced from 10 exons.
AUGCAAAAAAGCCUUUAUGCACCUAUCCACGGUGUCGUUUGCGUGGGACUAUGCGUUUUCGGAAUCUUAACAAAUAUCGUGCAUGUCAUAGUGCUAUCACGACCUACUAUGAGGAACUCUGCCGUUAAUUGUGUCCUCACAGCGGUUGCCAUAUGCGAUAUUGGUACAAUGGCGUCCUACCUAAUCUAUAUAGUUCAUUUCGUCGUAAGAAGACGAACGACAUGCAGCCCCACAUUAACCCAUGGCUGGAUGCUUUUCCUUCUCUGGCACGUUGCACUUAGCAUAAACUUGCAUACUACUUCAUUAUGGUUGGCAGUGGCGAUGGCUUUCAUUCGACGAAUGACUUUAAGGGUUGCAAGACUCAAUAGCACGUGGCAACGUCCAAAGUUCGCAUGGAAACUUUGCAUUGUGAUCUACGUAUGCGUGUUUAUCAUGUGCAUACCAAACGUAUUCGUCCAUGAGAUCUCUCUUUACCAUGAAGGGGUUUGGCAGCCAUCUCCCCGAUGCGUAGCACUUUAUCCUUCAAACUACUCGGAGCCAAUUUAUACAUUUACUGUUAGCAAACAAGCAACGGCAAAUAAUUGUAGUCUCUUCAAAAUGAACAUUUGGAUGAUUGGGAUUGUUUUUAAGGUCAUUCCAUGCAUUUUGCUCAUGAUCCUUAGUUUUGGUCUCGUAAAUAAGAUACGACAGGCGGAGCAACAUCGUAGGAAACUCACCAACGUGAGCCUCAACAAUACCAGUGCAGUCGACGCCACCAAUUACACGAAGAAGAAAUCUUACAAAACAGACAGGACUACAACCAUGUUGGUAGUUAUACUGGCCGUUUUUCUGAUCACAGAAUUGCCUCAGGGAGUCAUUGCAAUUCUCUGCGCCAUCUACACUGCAGAUGUCCACAAGUACCUGUAUUUUCAUUUGGGUGACAUCUUGGAUCUGCUCUCACUCCUUAACUCAUCUGUGAAUUUUGUGCUGUACUGUGUUAUGUCUUCUCGCUACCGGCAAACAUUCUGGAUGGUGGUUCUUCCCGCAAAAGCGCACUCAUCAUUUAUAACCAAACAACAAACACACACUCAAAGCAAUUUCAAUUUCACUCAACUCCCUAUUCAGAGGAAGAACAGCAAUAAAAUAAGGAACAAGGAGUACGCCCCAUUGGCGACCGAAGCCGAAGAACAGCGAGACGAAUGCAUGAGUGCAGGCUCAGACGACAGCCGAGAACGGGUAGAACAGCUUUAA